GCGAUCGUUUCACCGUGGACAUGCUCCAGGACUUGGCGCGCCGCCUCCGCCGCCCGGAUCCAGUUCCGCAGCCGCAAAAGGCUGGAGCGUUUUGUGUGUGCAACUUCAUCCAAUUCGAUGUCGCGCAACGCCUGCGCCAGCCCAAGCGCUACGACCUGGCAAAGAAGCAGGGGCUUGCGGACUUCCUGAAAGAUGCGGACAUCCGCUUGGUGCACACCCCGGGCUGCAGUGUUGUGCGAGCCGACUUCAUUCUGAAGCUGCACCGGGAAGGACAGCGUCUCCCGCGGCGCCAGGAAGCGGAGUCUGCCGACGUGGACUGCCGCACGGCACUGGUGACACACGAGGAGGUCCAAUUCUGGGCCGAUGGCAAGGCGAGGGAACAUUGUGACCCCUAUGGAUACCAGGUUUCCAAGCUAGCCGAGGCUCUUACGGGAAAGGAGUGGCUUUUCAUAGAUUAC
Molecule: messenger RNA, 458 nt
Organism: Symbiodinium necroappetens
Lineage: Eukaryota; Dinophyceae; Suessiales; Symbiodiniaceae
Source: the annotation of a GenBank genome assembly